Girardinichthys multiradiatus is the source of this 4985-nucleotide messenger RNA. Its product is annotated as copine-9-like. The record is from RefSeq and is a predicted model, not a curated record. Gene Ontology annotation, molecular function: calcium-dependent phospholipid binding. Bases 511 to 2184 code for a protein of 557 amino acids. Gene Ontology annotation, cellular component: plasma membrane. Gene Ontology annotation, biological process: cellular response to calcium ion. The transcript has 20 exons. Lineage: Eukaryota; Metazoa; Chordata; Actinopteri; Cyprinodontiformes; Goodeidae.
AAAAGGUCAAGUGAGUGUUUGAGUAAACACAGAAAAUAAGUUACUGCUAGAUGUGGUUCACAACUAUACCGACCAUCAACUUUGAGGUGUAAUCAGCAUAAGGAAGGCGUUUUAACGUGUGGAAAAAAAGGACACAAACGCGCCUGGAAAUGAGAAACGAGGUGCACCUCGCCGUUGCUUCUGCAAGCCACCGGCGGGCGGCGCUCUCCUCCUUCCGAGCCAGCGCUGGGACAGACCCCGGGAGCGCAGCGUGGCCGCACAUGACAGAGGGCUGAAUGAACUUUAAAUCUGCCUCCCAACUUUCAGCCUGUCUCCUCCUGUCGGUCUCCCCCACCCCAGCGCAACCCCCUCUUUCUCUCCCUCCUCCGCUGCACCGCAGGUGAAAACCCAGAGGCAGAUCUCAGCCAUGGAUUUACUGCGAUCACGAUCCGAGUGCUGAACCGUCACAUCUUUCCAUUCGUCCAGAUUUCCAGGCGGUUUCGCGGAUGAUCAUUAGCACCGUGAGGCGAGAUGAUGGCUUCAAUAGGGGAGUUCGACCCUCUGAACACCAGAGUUCCUGCAACUAAAAUAGAAGUUACAGUAUCCUGCAGGAGUCUGCUGGAUGUAGAUACGUUCUCCAAGUCAGAUCCUGUGGUUGUUUUAUAUGUGCAGGGUGUGGGAACCAAAGAGUGGAGAGAGUUUGGCAGGACAGAGGUAAUCGAAAACACCCGAAAUCCAGAUUUUGUCCGAAAGUUUGUGCUGGAUUUCUUCUUUGAAGAGAAGCAGAACCUAAGGUUUGAUGUGUACAAUGUGGAUUCUAGAAGCUGUAACAUAUCUAAACACAAGGACUUUUUGGGCCAGACGUUCUGUACACUUGGAGAAAUAAUUGGCUCAACAGGAGGACGGCUGGAAAAGACCCUAUCUGGGAUACCAGGGAAGAAGUGUGGAGUCAUAAUCUUGACUGCAGAGGAGCUCAGUAACUGCAGGGAUAUUGCUACAAUGCAGUUGUGUGCCAACAAGCUGGAUAAGAAAGACUUUUUUGGAAAGUCUGACCCCUUCCUGGUUUUUUACCGCAGUAAUGAGGACGGAACGUUCACCAUCUGCCACAAGACGGAGGUGAUAAAGAAUACUCUGAACCCAGUGUGGCAGCCCUUCACCAUACCUGUUAGAGCUCUCUGCAACGGUGACUAUGACAGGACUGUGAAAGUAGACGUGUACGACUGGGAUCGAGAUGGAAGUCAUGACUUCAUUGGAGAGUUCACCACAAGCUACAGAGAACUGUCUCGGGGGCAGAAUCAAUUCAAUGUCUAUGAGGUUUUACAUCCCAAGAAGAAAGGAAAAAAGAAGAAAUACAUUAACUCUGGGACUGUAACUCUGCUGUCCUUCAAAGUGGAGUCGGAGUAUACCUUCGUGGAUUUCAUCCGCGGAGGGACACAACUGAACUUCACAGUAGCUAUUGACUUUACAGCGUCUAAUGGUAAUCCAUCCCAGCCCACCUCCCUUCACUAUAUGAGUCCCUACCAGAUGAAUGCAUAUGCCAUGGCCCUAAAAGCGGUGGGGGAGAUUAUUCAGGACUACGACAGUGACAAGCUCUUUCCUGCUUAUGGUUUUGGAGCUAAAAUGCCCCCUGAUGGCAAAAUCUCCCACGCUUUCCCUCUGAAUGGCGACAGUGAUCAUCCAAACUGUGUGGGCAUAGAGGGAGUUCUGGAGGCGUAUUUCCAGAGCCUGAGGACAGUCCAGCUGUAUGGACCCACUAACUUUGCACCAGUUAUCAACAAAGUAGCAAACUGUGCCGCAGAGAUUACAGAUGGCUCUCAGUACUUUGUCCUGUUGAUGAUCACAGAUGGAGUGAUAUCUGACAUGGUCCAGACCAAAGAGGCUGUGGUCAACGCAGCAUCACUUCCUCUGUCUAUCAUUAUUGUUGGUGUUGGACCUGCUGAGUUUGAUGCAAUGGAGGAGCUUGAUGGAGACGAGGUGAGAGUAUCCUCCAGAGGACGUCUUGCUGAGAGAGACAUUGUUCAGUUUGUUCCAUUCAGAGACUACAUUGACAAAUCCGGCAACCAGGUCCUCAGCAUGGCCCGACUGGCUAAAGAUGUUCUCGCUGAGAUCCCCGACCAGCUGCUGUCAUUCAUGAAGAGCCGAGGAAUCGAACCGCUACCAGCCCUCUCCUCCUCCCCCCUGCCGGAGCUGCACCGGCACAUUUGACCAGCACAGUCCCUACCCCACACUCCCCCAUCCCCAACAUAUUCUCCAUCUCUCUGUGUCUCCCUUUCUUCCUUCUUAGACUUCUCAUUGCUAACGUAUCUUACAUUUCUUUGCCACUUUAAAAAGAAGGAAGGAUCAUCCUACUGCUUGCCCUUCUUGCUCUCUUAUCCAGACUGAGUCUAAACUGACACAUCCCAUCUUCGCAGCGUGCAUUCAUCCACGACUCACCUGCUGCUGUAACUCAUCUGUCCCUCUUCCUCCUUUUACUUUUCAAUUACAUUACUAUAGAGCAGUGAGACUGACCCCUUACUCCAACCUUCUUGAGUUGACAUUCAGAACUGGAUGUUUAGUAUUUGCUUUACCACUCCCAUCAUCAGGUCUUUAUCAGACACCUCCAAUGCAGAAGGUUUAUCCAAUUAUCCACAACCAGUUUGUCUCAUUUUGCCCAAUUAGGUGCCCAAUUUGGUAUUUAAUUGAAGCUAAAUCAAUUUCAGGCCCUUGAUGAGCUAUAAGGUGUCUUGUAACAUCCUCUGGCAUUAAGGAGUUUUAACACUAAUUCACUAUAGUCAGUUCUCACCUUACAGAGUGAUUUAUCCUCCUGAGCAAUUUUAGUCUGAAACAACCUAAGCUGUUUUUGUGAAGGUUGCAGACGAGUGCCGGCAGAUCCAGUGCAAGGGUCGGGUCAGAUGUUGCAUCAGCCGCAAACUCACACACACACACAAACACACACGCCUCUGUCUGCGACGCCACACCCACCCUCUCUUUGCCCAGCGUGGGCUGAGGCUGGGUGCAGAUUCCCCCCCUGCUGUUAGAGAAAUGCCAGUCUCUCCAGCUGUCCUGCGGAGAGGAGGAGGAGGAGGAGAAGGAAGGAAGGAAGGAAGGAAGGAACGAAAAGAGCCAGGGGGAGUAAAGAAAAAGGAAGGCAAGAGAGGAAGCAGAGGGGAAAGAGAAAGGAGACAAGGCGCAGGUAUGCUCAAGGACAUAAUGAUGAAGAAACGAAGAAGUGUUUAGGAGAUUUGUUUAGUUUGAUGUCAAAAGAGAAAGGGAACCAGAUAAAUUCAGGUGGCAGCAUUCAGCAAAGGCUGCAGCUCAGUGCUGUCCCUACAUUAGUUUGAAAAGUAUGCAUAUUCAGAUCAAAAUAAUGCUAAUCUAGGAUCAAUGCACAUUCUAUGAAGAGCAAUACGACUGACUCCUAGCGUAGUGUUUGCCUUAUGCAUGUACCGUCCUACUCUUUAUUACUUUACAUUUUAGUUGCAGAGUGGAACUGCUUUCAAAGUGGGAAAAGGCUGCCACCUAGUGCUCACCCUUUGUGUAGCUGGACGUCUAUAUUAUGCAUGACUGCUGUACAGCCCUAUUCUAUCUGAAACAGUAUGUGUGCAUGAACACAUCCAGCCAAAUUUGACAUGUGACAAUGACUGGGAAUGGCAUAGAAUUUACAGACCUAGAAAUGCAAAUGUCUGUGUAAAAUCUGUUAAUGUCAUGUCUGACUACAGUGGUCUAGAGAAGUCUUCAAUGUGCGCUUUGUAAAUAUGUGGACUUUAUAAAGUUAUUUGUUUCAUGAUAUUUCUUUUUGCAUGUUGGGGAAAAAUGCAUAAAAGUAUACCAGUAAAUAGUGCCCCCUUAAAAAAACAAAAGCAAAUAUAAAUGGAUUUUCUUUCUGAGUCUUUGAAAACUUUCAUGUGCAGAUUUAAUAGCUGACUCGUCUGCUUUGCAGAAUCCCAUGAAAUGAUAUGUAUUUUAUUUUUUAUAUCUUGAAGGGUUAUAAAACUAAACUGUGUGGAUUCUUCUAAACGCCAAUGAAUUUAGAAGAUGCUUCAAGCUCUGCUGGGAUUUCUGUCUCUUUGUGUAAAUUGUCAAAAAAUGAAGAUGUGAUGUUUAUUUGUAUAUACAAGUAUGUGAUAAGAAAUGUUUUCACUCAUUUGCUUAAAUACGACAUCUGAAACCUUUCUGCAUCAGUCCUUUGCAGAAUUAUUCACUCCUUUUGAAAUGUUUAACAAUAUGUCACCUUACAACGACAAACAUUUAUUGGGAUUUUAUGUUAUGGACCAACACAAAGUAGCAAACAAUUAUGCAGUUGAAGUAUAAUUUUCCAAAUUUCAAAGAGGAAUCAUAAAAGUAAAAAAAGUCUUAAGUCAACAUGUUGAAGAACCGUCUUUGAAUUACAGAGGCUAGACUUUUGGGAUGUUUUGCUGUCAUAGAUAGUUGCAUUUAAAUUGGGUCUUAUCUUACCUGGGAAACUUCUUCCACAUGUUUGCUGUUUCCCCUUUUGGCAAACCAAAAACAGGACGUAUUCAGAUUUUCUUCUUGCCACUCAUAUAAAGACAUCUGAAGGCUUUGUGCUAGAUUUUAUUUAGGGUUAUCAGAGUAAAGGGUGGGGUGUACAAAUUUUUCCGAUUUUCAUUUUUGAAAAAUGUUGAAAAUCGUGCAUCAUUGUCCUUCCACUUCAGCUUUACACUUCUUGUGUUGGUCUGUAAAAUAAUAUUCUAAAAAACACAUUGAAGUCUGCAGUUAAAAAGUGACAAAAUGUGGUUCUAAAGGGAUAUAAAUAUGAUUUUACCAAUCACUGUACAAUGUAUGUUAAGAUGUUAUGAAGAAUGUCCGAUAAGAAGAAUGUAGAGAUUAGGAAAAACUGUUUUGACAAAUAUCUUGCUGUGUUUUAAUAUCAGAUUUGUGUGUGCUCUUAUUUCCUAAAAUUGACAUAAAACAACAUAACCUAAAUAUUUUAUGUUGUACUCGUUGAUUUUAAUACACUGCACACAGUGCUUUAUGUGUAUUUGAGAUUAAAGAGCAUAUAUAUAUAA